AUGGCGUCACAGCGCCGCGAUGAGUCGCCUUCUGGUUUAUCAGAUAUUGUCGAGCCGGAUGGUCUUUUAGGGAUCGGCUUAACGAGCCGGCAUAUCGAAGCCUUCGGGAGAAAAGUCACAUCGACUGCAGGGCAUUUGAUGGGACCAAUUACCGAAUCAAGCAACGGCGGGCAUUACCACACUGCCAUGGCCGACAUACAUCGCGAGUUACGGCGGCCGACGACUCAGCGCAAAGUUUUUUCCCUGACACAAACCACUCCGACCGACCUCGUUCGCUCCAAGCUCUCAACAUCUGAAAUUCAAUCGCGCGCCCUCUCUUCUCUGCCCGACGAGCUCCUCGCAAACAUUCCCGAAGACUCUAGCUCCUACUCUCUGUUCGAGGGCUUCAAGGCCACCCAAGACGACCAUGAAUUCAGGAAAGCCCACCGACGGCGCAGCUCCAAAGGGAAGAAGCUGCUGAAGGAUGGCGAGGCGGCCGGGGCUCUUCCAUCAAUGCCGAAGGACUUGAAGAAGGAACGGGACCUGUUGAGCCGGCGGCUGGACCUUAUGGGUGUGCGCAAGAAUAUGUGCAGCUCGGAAAUCCACGAGAUUGACAACAAAAUCGCUAAUCUGCACAACAUGAGGAAAAUCGUGCUGGAUCGGUUGGCGGGGUUAGAGAUGGAAGAGGCGGAGCUCGAACAUGAAUUGACUGAAAUCGACAACAAGCUUGAGGAUAUCCAAGAGGAAGCGCCGAAGACUCCUGUAACAGCUGCAACCCCGAAAUCCUCGGCAGUGAACGAUGACUCGGUCGUUUCGGAAGACGCGGCUAUGGAUGCGUCUUUCAUGUCAGAGUCGAUUUAUCAGAAACUACCUUCACAUUCGCCGAGGAGUCUGAAACAGCGCUCUAUAAGGAAACGCUCGAUGCCUAUCCUACACGAACACUUCGCACCCGGAUCACAGAUCAAGGAAAUGCAAGCCCAUACUGACAUGGUGACAGCUAUUGACUUCGAUUACCCUUUUGGUACGAUGGUGAGCGCCGCUUUGGAUGACACCGUCAGAGUUUGGGACCUUAAUAUUGGCCGCUGUACGGGGUUCCUGGAGGGCCAUAAUGCCUCCGUUCGGUGUUUGCAGGUCGAAGACAACAUUGUCGCUACAGGAUCUAUGGAUGCUUCGGUCAAACUCUGGGACUUGAGUCGUGCUCGGACUGUGACCCGUGACAACCGUCUCAACAAACAUGAAGAGGGUGAAGGGGAGGACGACAAUGCGUCAGAUGCUUUCUCAUUGUUUUCUGCAACCACUCUGGAGGACUGCUAUGUGUUUUCACUCGACGCCCAUGUUGAUGAAGUGACAGCGCUCCAUUUCCGAGGGAAUACGCUGAUUUCCGGCUCUGCGGAUAAGACUUUACGGCAGUGGGAUCUUGUCAAAGGACGUUGCGUUCAGACAUUAGACGUCUUAUGGGCCGCAGCUCAGGCGUCAACCCUCGGGGCUGACACACAAUGGCGCCCUUCGGGACGUCUCCCGGACGCGUCUGCGGAUUUCGUCGGCGCACUCCAGUGUUUUGAUGCUGCGCUCGCCUGCGGUACUGCCGACGGCAUGGUCCGGCUAUGGGAUCUUCGCAGCGGCCAAGUCCAUCGUAGCCUCGUGGGCCAUACUGGGCCCAUCACGUGCUUGCAAUUUGACGAAGUGCACUUGGUGACGGGAAGUCAGGACCGCAGCAUCAGAAUAUGGGAUCUACGCAUGGGCUCCAUCUUCGAUGCGUACGCCUAUGACAGACCAAUCACCAGCAUGAUGUUCGACACAAAGCGCAUAGUCGCUGCGGCUGGCGAGAACGUUGUCAAAGUAUACGAUAAGGCCGAUGGUCACCACUGGGACUGUGGAGCCGGGGUUGGUGCAGAUGAGUCCGGCCCGGCGCCUGCGACAGUCGAGAGAGUACGGCUUAAGGACGGAUACUUGCUCGAAGGCCGCAAGGACGGUACCGUGGCGGCGUGGACUUGUUGA
Aspergillus lentulus is the source of this 1977-nucleotide messenger RNA. RefSeq names its product mitochondrial division protein 1 (gene mdv1). The record is from RefSeq and is a predicted model, not a curated record. Gene Ontology annotation, molecular function: protein binding. NCBI's taxonomy places the organism in Eukaryota, Fungi, Ascomycota, Eurotiomycetes, Eurotiales, Aspergillaceae.